Messenger RNA from Carcharodon carcharias (great white shark), 1005 nucleotides. Its product is annotated as granzyme K-like. NCBI's taxonomy places the organism in Eukaryota, Metazoa, Chordata, Chondrichthyes, Lamniformes, Lamnidae. The record is from RefSeq and is a predicted model, not a curated record. Bases 27 to 893 code for a protein of 288 amino acids. Gene Ontology annotation, molecular function: serine-type endopeptidase activity. Gene Ontology annotation, biological process: proteolysis. The transcript is spliced from 5 exons.
CACUUGUAAUCACAAGAGAAGCUACAAUGAAAUCAUUGCAAAGUGCUUUGUUCAUUUCUUUGAUUGUGGUUUCCCUAACUCCAACCUAUAAUGGCUUGGAAAUUAUCGGAGGCCGCGAAGUUAAGCCCCAUUCAAAACCUUAUAUGGCAUCUAUCCAAGUUUACAAUAUGAAAACGAAGAGCUAUGGACAUAAGUGUGGAGGGGCUUUGAUCAGAAGUGGAUGGAUAUUGACUGCAGCACACUGUGAAUUGAAAGGACAGGAAAUUCGAUACCUUCGAGUAGUUCUUGGAGCACAUUCUCUUUCACGGGAUGAGAAGAGUCAACAAAAACUUGAGGUUAAAAAGCAACACCCCCAUCCACAUUUUAACGGAAAAUCUACAGAAAAUGACAUCAUGCUACUCCAACUGUCCAGUGAAGCAAAGAUCAACAAAUAUGUGAAUCUGCUCAAACUACCAAAGGAUAAGGGUGCAGAUGUGAAACCCAGAACUUCCUGCAAAGUGGCAGGAUGGGGAGUAACAACUGUAUGUUCCAAAUCUCCAUCUGACACACUUCAAGAAGUGAAACUAAAUGUCAUAGAUCGUAAUACAUGCAACAGUAAGGAUUAUUACAAUCGUAAACCUGUCGUAACUGAGGACAUGAUCUGUGCUGGUGACAGAAAAGGCAGAAAAGACACAUGCUUGGGUGAUUCAGGUGGUCCUUUAAUUUGCAAAAAUAUGUACAAAGGGAUUGUGUCAUACGGCCUUGGAUGUGCUGAUCCCAAAAAGCCUGGGAUUUACACUCUCAUUUCAAAGAAAUACCUUGACUGGAUUCAGAAAAUAAUUGGCGUCGAAACUUACAAUAUGACAGCUGCUGAGAAUGUUGAGGAGCCUACCGCUACUCUGUUUUACUUUUAAUGAGUUGUUUUUGAAUUGCUUUGCUCAGAGAAGGGCAAAAAUGCUUUUGCCCAUACCUUGUACAACAAUCUAUUAUAAAAUGGAAUAAAAACCUGAAAUGUGAAAUCCUCAA